GUCUGAGCCGCGGGCCAAGGGCGGCGGCGGCAAGGGCAAGAGCAAAGGAGUUGGCAAGGCAGGCAAGACCAACGCGAGCGGAGCCAACCCCCUGGACUACGUCCGCUGUGCGAACUGCUCGUGCAAGUGGAACUUCAAGGCCAGGGUGGAGUGCUACAACUGCAAGAAGCCGCUCAAGCCUGCCGCAGUGGACAAGCCUCCGCAGCUACGGGCAUCGGCGUGGUCAUUCGUGCGCGAGCCGUGGGUGCGGCACUCUGACGACUGGUUCGGGUACGAGGCACCGCCACCGCAGCCCGCCCCGCCGUCGGAUGCAGAGUGCCUCGCGGCGUUGGCGGCCAGGCAUCCCGAGCACGGCCAGCAGCUCGAGGCCAUCAAGAUGGCAGUCGCACCACCGCCCGUUGCGGCCACGGUGUUGCCAGAUGUGGCCCUCAACCGCGCCCAGGCCAAGCAGCGGCGGGCUCAAGCCGCCUUCCUCUCCAAGUCCCAGCAGGUCCACGACGCCGAGCAGUGGCUCCAGGCCUGCCGCGAGGAGGAGGUGCGUGCUGGUGAGCUCGUCCUGGCGUGCAACGUGGAGGUGGAGGAGGCCUACAAGGCAGCAGCGCCCAAGGGCGUCCAGGUGCAGGCGCAGGAGGCGCAGGGGCCUGGCGCCAAGACUCAGCCUGCCGUGGGCCUCAACGUCACGGCGCUUUUGGCGGAAGACUUCCAGGUCGAGGCAGGCGACGCCUUCAGGCUGGACGACCCCGACCUGGACAUCACCGACACGGAGCGCGAGGAGUUCAACAAGUCCCUGGAAGGCUUCGUCGAGCAAGUCAAGCAGCACGUGCGCACCACCUUCGGUGAGGCCAAGACGCAGCUGGAGCAGAGGCGCAGCGAGAUCGACGCCAAGCACCAGCAGCUGCUGGCCAGGCCCCCACCCCUGGGCAGCCUGAGGCCCCUGCUCGGCCUCCUGUUGCUCACCCUCCAGAGCCACCCAGCCUCCGCGGCCCCGAUGGCGCAGCCAAGUUGGCUCAGCUCAGGCGGGACUUGGAAGCAGCAGCCGCCGUUCCAGCUGGGGACGCAGAUGCGUAAGGCCCAGUCCUGGGGACCUGAUGCGCCGCCAGAGGCCAAGCCACGAGAGCCCAGACUCGUCCGCCUGGGCAGGCGGGAGCGGGCCAUCCUGGCCACGCGUAUGCGCCGCAUGGCUCGGCACUGGCGCCCUACCCCGUCGCUGGGGACCACGGCUCAGGACCGCAGGCACUGGGACUCCUACUGCGUGCCGUACAUCUUCCACCAGCUGGGCUCUGGGGAGUACACAGCCAUGCUGGACGACCUGGCAGCCACCACGGGCAGCGGAUCCCGAAUUGCCGAGCGCAUGAGGAUUGCACGGGAGUUGGGUGACGAAGCCUGGAACCGUGGAGGGGAUGCCAGGCGCCUCCAGCGGCAGUGGUUGGAGCAUCUGCAAGUGGCUAAUCAGGAUGCUUUCGAGCGUGAGGCGGCUCAGCAGGACCGCACCCAGUCAGCCGCGGAGCGGUGGUUCGACCGCCAGUCCCAGGCGACGUCGGGAACGCAGGCCCCCACCGUCUACUUCGACGACCGCAUCCACUGCUGGAGGUUGUGCGCCGCGAAGGUGCUGGAGGCCGACCUCGGCCCAUCCACCUCGACUGGGACCUCGGAGGAGCCGCUGUGUUGCUCUGCCUCGCCCGUUGAAUGCACCGAGCUCACUCCCACCCCAGCCGCGUGCAACCUCACGGACGAGCACCGAGGCUCAGCUGUCUCAUCUGGGGAAAGCCACUGCGGCCCUGGGCAGCCUAACAUCAUCGAGAUGGCCCAUGAGACUGUGGCACACCCUACCGAGGGCGGGGACGUCAGUGUCGGCAGUGUUGGCGGCCAGUCCACCUGCAGCGGGACUUCGGCAAAGCCCCAGUGCGACGUCGCCAAGUAUCGACCCUCAGCAGCAGGAGCCCGCAGAGGCAAGCGUCGACAGCGGAGCCACAGGCGCUUCACCUUCCACAGCGUCAAUGCCAGCCUCAGCUGGGGCAACGUUGUGGGCUACCUCCACGGCGCGGCACACCAGCAGCUCACCGAGGGCAAGAUUCCGAUCAUCGGUUUCCAGGAGCACGGCAAGCGGCGUUUAUGGGCCGAAGAGAGCGCACGGGCCCUGCUGCCCUUGGGCUGGAGGGCCCUGCCCACGCCAGCGACGGACGGCCCGAAUGGAGGGGCCUCGGCGGGCGUCUUGCUGGCGAUACCUGCCUGCGUCGGCGUCACUCUUGCAUCUGGACAGCGACACUGGGACAUAUCUCCCCCAGGUUGUGCAGGCAGGCUCCUGAUGGCCACCCUCGAGGCCAAGGGCAUCGGCAAGUUACUGGUUUUCUGUGCGUAUUGCUUCACUGGUCAGAAGUUGGCGUCUGUGGGCAAUUCAGCUCUCCUGUCAGUUAUCACGGGGUGGGCAGUCCAGCUCCAGCUGCCCUGGAUCGUCAUCGCGGACUGGGAGAAUCUACCUGACGCUUUGGAGCGUUCGCCGUGGAACAACCAGCUCAGAGGCCGCGUCGUAGCGUGGCAAGGGGAAGGGGGCACCAACCGCUCCCCGCACGGUGAGCGCGUGAUCGAUUAUUUCUGGAUGCACUCCAGUUUGGCUGCCAAUAUUUCCCCAGCCCGCAUUGACGACGACGCGGUCUACCACCCUCAUAGGGCCACAUGGGUCGAGUUUCAGCAGCCUUGGUCGGCCUUUACCUACACCAAGCUCAUCCGACCCCACAAGUUCCCGAUCCCAGGAGUCAAGCCGAGGCACUUCGAUCUCUCGUGCCCAGACGUGCCUGCAGGUUUCGACCCCGAUGCGGUGCCUACCCAGGAGCUCCUGGACGACACCUGGGAGGCUUUCUGCCACGCCGCCGAGGAGGAGCUGAUCCAGAAGGUGGGUUUGGACCCCAGCAGUCGGCAAGCUGAUCAAUGCCGAGGGCGUGGGGGACCACCGCGCUUCAGGAAGUGCCCGUUGCUCCCGACCCACACCGAGGCCAUCGCUUCGUACGGGGAGGCCAAGCGUUGGAGGUGGUUUGCCAACGAGUUGGCUUGGCUGGGCAUCAUUGAAGUAAAGCUUUUCAGCUACACGGGCGCUUCCGACCUGGUCCUCACCACGUUGCACCAGCAGCGGCACGCCUCCAUCCGCAAGUUGCGUGACCGCUUCAGGCACCACAUGCUGUUAGAAGGCGUGGCUGAGCUGCAGGAGUUCUUCGAGGUUUUCACGUCUCGGGACCGCGGCUAUGAAGACUUGCAGGAGCUCUCGGCUUGGCGCCUCAGCUGCAGUCAGUAUGCCUCGUACUUGGAGUGGCAGAUCGGCAAGGAACGACGAGAUUCCUUCAAGCAGCGGUUGGAGGACGACUUCCCAGGCUCGCAGGGGCUCCUCCACAGGGUCACCAAGUGGCGCCAGGCUUGGCAGGCUCCCAAGGGCAGCAUCUCCAAGAAGCUGCUCCCAGCGGCGCCUCAGGCCGCCGUGGACCAGGAGUUGCACGACUGGUCGAAGGUCUGGACCACUGGCUCAGGUUUCCCCAAGCCGUGGAGGGGCCUCCAGCAAGUCGCCGUCACGCCGCCCAGCCCUCACCACCUGCGCGGUUUGGCCCAGCGUUUCAGGGCCAAGACGGGGAUUGGCGUGGACGGAUGGCAACCCAAGCUUUGGGCCUACCUCACGGACGGCACGCUCUCGGCGCUCGCGUCAUUGCUGGCCUGGUGCCAACAACUGGGGCGGUGGCCGUCCCAGGUCCACCUCCUGCUCGUUUUCAUCAUCGGGAAGCUCGAUGGAGGGGGCCGACCCAUCAUUCUUCUACCUGGCCCUUGCCGAAUCUGGGAGGCGUGGCAGCUGCCCACCAUCAGGAGCUGGUUGGCGGCGCACCCCAGGAGCUACGACUACACGGCGGCGGGCCAAUCAUCGGAGCGUGCGCUGUGGAAAGCUUUGUUGGACGACGAGCUCGUGUUGGGCACAGGCAUACGUGCGGCCACGAUGCUGGCGGACCUCGCCAAGUGUUAUGAGAAGGUUCCGCAUGAGCGUAUGUGGUGGCUAGCAGCUUGGUGGGACGGCCCGCUGGAGGUGGUCGCGCUCGCCCUGGAAAGUUUCGCCUUUGGCCGUGUCAUUCGUCUCGGGGAGGCCUGCUCGGCGGAGGUCCUGUCCUCCACAGCGCUCCCAGCGGGCAGCCGUUUCGCGCCCACCUUCCUGAGGUUCUACCUCACGCUGUGCUUAGACGACCUGCUGGGGGUUUUCCGCCUCACGAUCUACUUGUACGUUGAUGACAUCGCCCUGCGGGUCAUGUCCACCGAGGCGCGCGUCUUGCACAUGCUGCCGCAGGCCACGCGCUUGCUGUUUUGGAUGCUGGAGUCCUUCUUGGGCCUGGAGGUAGCCCGAGCGCGGGACGGGGCGAGAGGCAAGUGCUCUUUCCUGCAAACGGCCACUCCGUCUUCAGGCUUGACGCAGGCCAUGGCCGUCCUGGGAGUACCGCCCAGCACCUCCGAGCGGUGGCUCGGCAUCGACUACGGUCCCAGCGUCAAGACAGAGAACCAGUCAGCCCCAGUCAGACACGCGCGGCUCAAGAUAGCCAAGCAGCGUUGGCCUAAGAUCCGCGGCCUUCCUCGUGCACGCGGGGGCAAGCUCAAGAUGGUCGUGCGGCAGGGCCUCGGAGCCUCGGUCGCCUACGGCGCCCGUGUCCGCGGCACGCCCAGGCCCAUCGUGCGUUUCAUCCAGCAGAAGGAUCGGGCCGUCCGCAAGGGCGCCACAGCUUUUACCUCCCGAGUCUUGCACGACGGCCUCGACCCCAGUUGCGCCGACACCCUCGUUCUGGCACCGCUGCUGGCUUGGGAAGCUUGGGACCACCCAGAGGGGCGGCGUGCGCAGGCCACAGCAUGGGCCCGAGUGCAGCAACAGCUCGCGCUGUACAUGGACGCCGACGCUCAGGAGUUGUGGUCAGUGGUGCGCGGCCCAGCGGGGGCCACCUCAGUCACAGUUCGAGCCCAUGGUUGGGGCAUGCCGUCAGCCUUCGAGAUUGCAUUGCCUCCACGUGGCGGGGUGCUCCAAGGAGGGGACGUCCAUCUUGAUCUACUGCAGAUUUGCCCCAAGUCGGUCGAGGCCGCCGUGCUUUUGGCCGCCCGUUCCAGAGCCCUGUGCCAGUGGGCGGCGGCUCAGCCCGAGCGGGCUGCGCUCCUGCCAGCGCCGUGGCUCACCCCAGCGAGGCAGUUGGUCAAGCGGCGCAAGCAGGACGGGUGGCUGCAACACCAUGCCGACGCGGUCAAGAAGGCGGUGUUGGGCGGUUUCCCUUCGCAGGAGGCCCUUUUCUCUUCGGGCCAGGCGGACACUCCGUAUUGCCAGCUUUGCGACGACACGACCUGUUUCGGCACCCACCAGCACUAUUACUGGCGGUGCGGCAGCCCGACGUGUGCUACGGUGAGGGAGCAGCUGACGGCCCACGACGCGUCACCUACCUUCAGAGACGUCGGCCACCUGGGCGUGUCGGCCUCCUCGUCGGAAGCCUCAAGAUGGUUGUGGGAGCGGGGUUUGCGGCGAACCCCAUGUUACGGCUUGGCUUGGAGUCUACCGUCGCAGCGCACCCAUUGGAUCGUCAAUGGCGCGGCCCCCGAGCUCACCGAUGUGCUGGUUUCGGACGGAUCAGUCAAAGGCUUGGAUGACCUCAGGCACGGCGGCUGGGCGGCUUUGCAGUGCACAGCGGAGGCCGACGACGUGGUGCAGGGCCUGUACGGCCCACUGCCCUUUCCCGACCCCAGCUCGGUCCUGGCAGAGUUGUGGGGUCUCCUCCACGCCCUCAGGCAUUCGGUCUUCAUCACGGCCAUCAUCAUUGACAAUGCUCAGGUGGUCCAAGGCUUGGCUCGUGGCAGGGCAUGGUGUUGUUCAGCGGCCAGGCCCUAUGCGCACGUCUGGCUCGAGAUCUGGGAUCGCCUGGAUGACAUGGACAUCCUUCCUGGCAGAGAGUUGUCGGUCAUCAAAGUCGCCUCGCACAUAUCGCAGGCCAAACGCCUAGAGCUGCCAGAGGAGGUCCAGAUUCACAUGAGGCACAAUGACUUAGCCGACGAAUGGGCCAAGCAAGGAGCAGACCUCAGCGCGCCGCCAGAGUGGGCCACGUUGCAGGUCAAGCAGGAGCUCAAGGCCACCAAGCGCGUGCUCGAGUACAUCGGGCACUUCAGGGUCCUCCUCGACGGGGUCAAGUUGGCGGAGCCUAGGCACCCGCACGUUCUGGAAGUGUGCCGCGGUUAUUCCAAGUGCACCAACUGCGGCAAGGCGCCGCCGCUCGGCCUGUGCGACAGCGAGCAGACCAUGGAGAUCAGGCUGGGCCCCGACCCGCUGUGGGCUCCUGUCGCAGCAGCCCGCGCGGCUCUUGGCAGGAUGGAGCGGACACCUGACGGUCCUGUGUGCAUGGGAACCCCGCCAAGCCAGCCACACAUCACGCCCGAACAGCAGCAUGCCCGUUCCAUCAUGGACGAUGCCAUCAUCUGGGCGUCUUUCUGGAUCGAUCGUUUCGACGUGGCAGGCUUCACCAACGAGUGGGACUACCGUACGUGGUGUUCGGAAUAUCUUGAAAGGUUUCUCAGCUCGGCGGCGUGGGCACCAGUUCGAGAGCAUCUUCUACGUAGCAACCCUGGCCGCACUCUCGGGCAGGUCAGGGAGCGUUUCAGGGAUCUUCUUGGAGAUCGUGCCCCGCCUGAGACGGCCUCCUGGCACCAGUGGGUCUUCGAGCCCCUCUCCUCGGAUGACGACCAAGGAGGUGAUGCGACAGGCCGCGCCGCCGAGGACGCCCAUGGCUACGACGAUACCGACGAGUUCGCGGCCCUCAGCGUGCACAGCGACCUCGAGGUGGUGGAGGCAGACGGCAAGGCCACGCAGGCCACAGGCACCCAGGCGUCAGAGCGCGAGUCGCCGCCCAAUCCCGACCUCGCCCCCAGGGCACUCCAGCCACAGGAGGAGGGAGCUCCAGCGGGAGGGGCGAGGCGGGAGGGUGUUUUGCGGAUCCGCAGUGCGGCAGCCACCUGUUCCCAGGACGUGGACGACGGUGCUACGGCUGGCGCUGGGGCAGCUCCUGUUCCCACGGUGCCGCCUGCUGCUCAACCCGCUGGCGAGCCUGGAGCUGAUCAGGGCGAGUUGGCCAGCUCCCUGGACGUGGACGGCAAGGCUGCCACCCAGGCAGCGGCCGCAGUGUGCUCCGCCCCCUUGGCGGCACACCAAGCUCUUGCUGGCCAGGGCAGCCUGAAACACGGCGGUAAGGCCCCAAGGACUGGUUCCUCAGCAUCCUCGGCGGCGGCGGCGGGCUCUGGCCAGGGCGGCCUGGCACCGCUGGCGGGGCCCCCGCCGCCUUCGGCUGGGGCUGCGGCGGCCUCGGAGCCAGAGCGGGGUGCGCGCGGGCGGGCGGCCUCUGCCCAGCCCGCCAGGAGUGGCCAGGCGCUGCCUGCGACGGCCAGAGCCGCUUCAUCGGAGCCUCGGCCACAUACGGUCGAGAUCAUUGGCAACUUCGUGGUCUGCGUCGUGUGCGGUUCCUACUGCAGCUCGGUGGCCAGGAACCUCGGCGGGCCGUGCAGGCGGCUGGACCCGCGCGACCCAGGCGACAAGGAGCGCCUCAGGCGCAUUCGCCGCAUCCAGCGCGGCCAGGACCCAAAGACUGGAAGGGAUCUGAGUUGA
Molecule: messenger RNA, 7642 nt
Organism: Prorocentrum cordatum
Lineage: Eukaryota; Dinophyceae; Prorocentrales; Prorocentraceae
Source: the annotation of a GenBank genome assembly